Molecule: messenger RNA, 3189 nt
Organism: Aethalodelphis obliquidens (Pacific white-sided dolphin)
Lineage: Eukaryota; Metazoa; Chordata; Mammalia; Artiodactyla; Delphinidae
Gene: SCLT1
Product: sodium channel and clathrin linker 1
Exons: 20
Coding region: 415-2307 (630 amino acids)
Biological process (GO): clustering of voltage-gated sodium channels; cilium assembly
Cellular component (GO): centriole
Source: RefSeq, a predicted model, not a curated record
UCGGCAGUCCUGCAGUCGCUCCCCGCUCCAUCAAGGACGCCGCCACCCGGCUGCCCGCCAGCUCUCUCGGCGCUCUCCUGAGUGGCCCAACACGACCCCGACUGACCCGCGGGACGCCUGUACAUCCCUGGUCCCACCUGGCUGGGAUUCGGGUGAACGCGGGACAGAAUUCACCUGGCGGGUCCCCAGCAAACCUGAAAUCUUGUGUCUCGCUUGAGCGAGGGACUCGGCUGGGACUCGGGAGAAGGAGGUGCGGCGGGGCUGUUGACGCCACGUGAGUAGGAUGCUGAUUACACCGCUCAAUUGGUAGACAACCUCCGAAGCGUUGCUUUAGAUCUGUUUUCCCGCACAGCGAGCUUUGUGCCUUUUUAGGAAAAGUAAAGGUGGUGAAAGCGUCAAACAAAUUGUAUCCAAAUGGCCACAGAAAUCGACUUUCUGCGAGAUCAGAAUCAAAGGCUAAAUGAAGUUCUUAGACGGUAUCAAAUGGAAAAUUUUUUCAAAUAUUCAUCGGUACAGAAAUCUGUCUUCAAAGGAGUUGCAGGUGACACAGUAGAAAACUCAGUAGUUGACCAAAGCUUUUUAGUUCCUCUUAUUACUGAGUAUGAUAAGCAUCUGGAAGAGCUAAAUGGGCAGCUGAAAUAUUAUCAGAAACAGAUGGGUGAGAUGAAACUACAACUUGAAAAUGUCAUCAAGGAAAAUGAAAGGUUGCACAGUGAAUUAAAAGAUACUGUUGAAAAGCAAUUGGAAGCCAUUCCCUUUGGCACAGAGAUGGGAAAUGAGAUAUGUACAGAUGAUGAAACAGUCAGGAAUCUUCAAGAACAACUACAACUGGCCAAUCAAGAAAAAACUCAGGCUGUAGAACUCUGGCAGACUGUUUCUCAGGAGCUGGACAGACUACAGAAACUUUACCAGGAACAUAUGACUGAGGCCCAGAUUCAUGUAGUUGAAAGUCAAAAACAAAAGGAUCAGCUGACCAAUUUUCAACAACUGACCAAGCAACUUCAUGUAACUAAUGAGACCACAGAAAUGACUAAUCAACACUUUUUGAAAACAGUAACUGAACAAAAUGUGGAAAUCGAGCAACUCCGAAAACAACUUAGGCAAGCCAAGUUAGAUCUGAGAGUUGCAGCAGCAAAAGUGGAAGAGUUAACUAAAGUGACGGAAGAUCUUCAAGGACAGAUGCAAAAGAAGGAGGAGGAUAUGGUGUCUGCCCAAGGAAGAGAGGAAGCAUCAGAUAGGCGCUUACAGCAAUUACAAUCUAGUAUAAAACAAUCAGAAACAAGGUUAUGUGUGACAAUCCAAGAAGCUACCCAAUUAAGAGCAGAAAAAAUACAUUUGGAAAAACAGACCAGAGACUUACAAGCAAAGUGCUAUGAAUUAGAAAAUGAGAAAUACGAAGCUAUUGUAAGAGCCAGAAAUAGCAUGCAACUCCUGGAAGAAGCUAACCUUCAAAAAAAUCGGGCUCUGCUUGAGGAGAAGCAAAAAGAAGAAGAUAUAGAGAAAAUGAAAGAAACCGUUUCUCGGCUUGUGCAAGAUGCUGCCAUAAGAACCAGGAAGGAAGUUGCAAAUACAAGAAAACAAUAUAAUGUACAGAUUUCUCGACUAACAGAAGAACUUUCAGCCCUUCAAAUGGAGUGUGCUGAAAAACAAGGCCAAAUAGAACGAGGCAUUAGGGAGAAAAAAGCAGUGGAAGAAGAACUAGAAAAGAUUUACCUUGAAGGCAGAAUAAAUGAAAAUGAUUACAGAAAACUAGAAGAAAUGCACCAAAGAUGCCUGGCUGCAGAACGUUCAAAAGAUGAUCUUCAGCUAAGACUUAAGACAGCAGAAAAUAAAAUCAAACAACUUGAAAUAAAUUCCUCGGAAGAGAUAUCACGUUGCCAAGAAAUGAUUCAGAAACUUCAAAAUGUAUUGGAGUCUGAGAGAGAGAACUGUGGAUUUGUCAGUGAACAAAGGCUGAAACUUCAGCAGGAAAAUGAACAGUUACAGAAACAGACUGAGGAUUUAAGAAAGAUUGCUCUCGAGGCUCAAAAAAAAGCCAAAUUAAAGAUCAGUACGAUGGAGCAUGAAUUUUCAAUAAAGGAACAUGGGUUUGAAGUUCAGUUAAGGGAGAUGGAAGACAGUAAUCGAAAUUCCACGGUUGAACUGAGGCAUCUCUUAGCAUCUCAGCAGAAGGCAGCCUGUAGGUGGAAAGAAGAAAUGAAGAAACUCACUGAGAGUGCGGAAAUUAGAAUCAGUAGUCUAAAGAUGAGUCACAGCCAUCCCUACCUCUCCAGGAGACUCUCCAAGACGAACAGAUUGGGAAGAUGACAAAGCAGACCACUGUUACCACUUCUGUUAGUAUUUGUACCAGAAGUCCUAAUCAGUGCACUAUGGCAAGAAAAAGAAAUAAAAGGUAAGGAAAGGAAGUAAACAGUCAUUCUUCACAGACAGCAUAACUGUGUAUGUAGAAAAUCUAAAAUAAUUCAUAGACAGAGUAUUAGGUGAACAUACAAAAAUCAAUAGUGUUUCUACAUACAUAGCAGCAACAAACAUUUCAAAAUAAAACUUUAAAAAUAGUAAAAUUUACAAUGCAUCAAAAUAUAUCAAAUACCCACGAAUAAAUUUAACAAAUGAGGUAUAAGACUUGUACAUGAAAACUAUGAUAUUAAAAGUAAUUUUUAAAAAACUUUUUUGAAUUUUAAAAAAUAAAAUAAAAAAUAAAACUAAUUAAAGAAGACCUAAGUAAGUAGAGAUCAUGUUAAUUGAUCAGAAUACUCAGCAUUAUAAAUUUGUUAACACUCCCCACCCUGACUAUAUGUAGAGUCAGUGUAACCCCAGUCAAAAUACUAGCACAUGGAGAAGUAUCCAAAACAUAUUAAGUGAAAAAAAAAAAGUAGUAUAUAGUGUGUAUAGUAUUCUACCAUUGGCAGAGAGGGCAUUUGAGUGUGUGUGUGUACAUAUAUAUACAAACAUGCUAUAUAUACACUGCGUUCAGACAGACAGACUCACACAUACACGCACAUUCUGCUUUUUUAAAAAAGAGAAGACAAAUAAUUUAAAUGGUUUUCCAUGAGGGGAGAGAAGAGGAUAAGGAUGAAGACUAGACUUCUUUAAAUGAACCUUGUUUUAUAGAUUUGUAGGCUUGACUUUGAAACUAUAUAAAUGUUUAUAUAUAAUGUUUUUUGGUUUUUAUUUGUUUUUGGCUGCAUU